CUUAAAACCCACGUAAAUUAGCAAUUUCACAAGUUUUGCGGAAAUUCGGGAGUAGCGAUCAUCUUUUUCAUACACGAAUCUAGAAAAGAUGGAAGCUUCAACGAGUGAUGAAUACGAUGAUUUUGCGAAAACACUUGAAGAGGAGCUGAUGAUGUUGGACGAGGAGGAUCACGGUGCAUACUUGGAUGACGAAGGAAGUCAGGAUAUGCAUAACGAAUGUUCGGGUUCUGGUGGGGUUGAGUUAGGUCACUCGGAUAGCUCCUUUGAUGGCUCGGAUUGUGAUGAUGUUGAAUCUAAAUUCCCCAAUUACUUGUUUACCAAGAGGAAGAAGUUGACAUCUCAUUGGAGAGCAUUUAUCCACCCUCUUAUGUGGCGUUGCAAAUGGGUCGAGUUGCAAAUCAAGAAGCUGGAUGCACAAUCCCGAGCAUAUGCCCACAACAAGGAUCCAGGUGAUCAGGCUCUGUGGCGGAAGAGAAGACGGAGAAGUGAAGCAACAAACAAUGUAGAAGCCUAUAUGUCGCGCCACAACCUUUUCUCUUACUAUGAACAUAAGAAGCAUAACCAACAGAUUUCUCACAAUGUGGUGAAGAAUUCUGGUACGUGUGAAGAAGGCAAGAGCGAUAGUGAGUUGGGGAACGACGAGGCUAGAGAUUGUAAUAAGGACCAUGAAGACAUUCUUGAAAGGCUUGAAGGUCUGCAAAGGCGAGUACAUAAUCUGAGGAGUCUAGUUGAAGAGGAAAAGGAAGACUAUUUUAGGUCAGUUAUUUGGCCGGAUGCUACAUUGGACUUGCCUUUGCCUCCGAAGCCAAAAUCAACGUACCACCGGAUGCCAGUGGGGACUCACCUAGCAUCUCAGCUUCUAGCAGAGUAUAACUUGGGUGGCGUGCUUAUACCCGAGAGCACCCUCCCAGGUCCUCUGCCAAAACAAACAAGGCAUCAUCCUCCUUCUACUACACAUGCUUAUCAAAAUGAAGACGAAGAUGAUGAUGAUGAUGUUUUGAUUGACAAUCAAUGGGUGAGAGAUGAGCUGCCUUAUUUUGAGAAAGGGAUCAUGGUGGUGAAUAAUGAGGCCUUGGCUAGCAAAAGUCACGCAGAGCCACCUCAGUCGCGACCACAAGAUCGUUCAACUACCAAGGAUACUAAGACUAAUACGCGGUGCAAGAACAAGACAUGGAAAUGAUCUUGAUCAUCAUGAGUCCCAAGUUGCAGAGAGUAGAGAGAUUUUCUUGGCAUGAUGGAUCCCUUUAUGUGUGGUGUACGUGGUACACAUAAUUGGGGUACUUUUGAUCUGUUAAGUUCAAACGGACUGCCGGACCGGAGGUGGAGAGGCACUGCUGCAUUGCAUCACGGGCGUAGCCUGCGACGU
Salvia splendens (bonfire salvia) is the source of this 1366-nucleotide messenger RNA. RefSeq lists its product as uncharacterized. The transcript has 7 exons. Lineage: Eukaryota; Viridiplantae; Streptophyta; Magnoliopsida; Lamiales; Lamiaceae. Bases 89 to 1180 code for a protein of 363 amino acids. The record is from RefSeq and is a predicted model, not a curated record.